UGACACAACACACGCACACACACACUGUUUGUUAUUGUUGCGAGUCGACUCGAUCGUUUGCAUUUCCUUGGUAGAGAAACGGCACGGCGGUUUUGGUUGUGGUUCUUCGUGCCCCUGGCCAUCCGGAAGUGGAGUUUUCGGACUGAUGGAAUGCUAAAAUGCCCAUCCAACUGUACCGUGCGCCAGCAAUCGCGUUAAAACUCGCAACGAACGGACGGCAGUACUGUAGCGUGUACUGAAAAACACACAGGGACUAAGAAUCACAAAACGAUCAAAAAUAUGACGAAUGCUCGCGUAAACUGGAGCGAGCUGUUCCCCAGCCGGAAGAGUAUUUUAAUUUUUAUUACCUACAUGUCCCUGUUUGUCAGCCAGGGCAUACUGGUGACCGCUUCACAGCGAUCCGAUAACUCGUACAGCUACAACACCGUCCUGGUGGUGCUGCUGACGGAAACCCUGAAGCUUGUGAUAUCGGCCGGGCUGUAUUGCAGAGAAAACAGCUUUAAAUCGCUUAUCGCACGCGUGAUUGAAGGGAGCGAUGUGCUGCUGCUGUACUUUGUGCCGGCCUUCCUAUACUGUCUGUACAACAAUUUGGCGUUCGUGAAUCUUUCCACCUUCGACCCAACCACCUACUAUUUGCUGCUUCAGUUGCGCGUGGUCAUAACGGGCAUACUGUUCCAGAUUAUCUUCAAAAAGUAUCUCAGCCGGAAGCAAUGGUUCUCGCUGCUGCUGCUCACCGUCGGCUGCAUGCUGAAGCAGUGGAAUUUUUCACUAUUUUCCGCCUCCGAGCACUCACCGGAAGCCGUAACUGCGGCGGCGGCGGCAAACGCUGCCGGAUCGCUGCCGGAAUCGCCGGCCGAUGGUACCUUCCGGGGUAAAAACAUCUCCGGGUUCGACCUCAGCUACAGUGCGUUGCUUAUCCUGGUGCAGACGGUUUGCUCCUGCCUGGCGGGCGUGUACAACGAGUAUCUGCUGAAGAAGAAAGGGUCCGACAUUAACAUCUACGUGCAGAACGUGUUCAUGUACCUGGACUCGAUCGUUUGCAACCUGCUGAUCCUGCUGCUGCAGGGCGAGCUGGUCGGUGCGUUUACGCGGGAGAAUUUGCGCGAAAUUGCCCGGUUCGAGGUGGUCGUCAUCAUGUUGAACAAUGCCGCGAUCGGCAUCAUCACGAGCUUCUUUCUCAAGUACAUGAACUCGAUACUGAAAACGUUUGCCAGUGCGCUGGAGCUGAUGUUUACGGCGGUGCUGUGCUACCUGCUGUUUGCCAUUCCGGUCUAUCUCAACACGAUACUGGCCAUCUUCGUGGUGUCGUACGCGAUCUACCUGUACUCGCUGAAUCCGGUCGUGAAUCUGUCCAACACACCGGGUGCUUCGAAGGCGGCACUCAAUGUGUCGCAGCGAAACACGGACGACCGGAAGUCGCUAUUGCGAACCGGUGGUGCACGUUCGCGGGCCAAUGUGAGCGAUUCGGAGGACGAGGCCAGCGGUGCACUUCAAAUGCAGGAGGUGUGAUAGGUUUACAGGGCAGUUGGUUCCUGCAACUGUACAGCGAUUAUCUUAUACAAAGUGACAUCGAGGCACCAUUACACACCGAAGGAGUGUGUGUAGAGUGUGGCAAGUGCUGGGCAAUGUAAUCUAUAAGAUGCAGAAACUGAUUCCUGAGCCGAUUCCGGAGUUGACUCUGGAGCCGAUUCCAGAGCUAAUUCCGGAACCAUUACCGGAGUCGAUUCCGGAGUUGACUCAGAAUCACAAUCAGAGGAGUCCAGAAUCAGUUUCAGAAAUAAGAAUCGGCUCCCGAGUAGGUUCCGGAAUCGGCCUCCUGAAUUGACUCCGAAAUCGGUUCCGGAAUCGAAAUUGGACCCGAAACCUGAUUCCGUUACCGGAGCAAAUUGCGUUUCCAAGGUCGAUUCCGAUUUAAGGACCGAUUCCAAUUCCGGAGCUGAUUCCAACUCCGGAAUCAGAAUCGUCCCCGGAAUGGGCAUUGACCUGGGAAUCGCAAUUUGUUCGGGUAACAGAAUCAGAAUUGACUCCAGAAUUGGAAUUAGCUCCAGAAUGGGGAUCAAUUCUUGAAUUAAAUACGAAGUUUCAGAAGCGAAAUCACUCUGGGAAUCUCCAUGAGAAUUUUGAGCCAAUUCUGAUCCCGGAAUCAAUUCCGGAACCAAUUCCGGAGCCGAUUCCGGAAACUAAUACCGAACCUACUAUCCGGAAACGAUUCCAGAAAACUUCGGAGCUACUUCCCAUCACUGCACUAAUCCUUACACAUGAGUACGAAGCAAAAACUGAGAAAUGGCAACAAAAACGAAGCGAAUAGAGUGGAAAAAAACAUUUUUAUUGACCCCAA
This is a messenger RNA of Anopheles gambiae (African malaria mosquito), 2338 nucleotides long. RefSeq names its product UDP-galactose transporter senju (gene senju). Bases 280 to 1509 code for a protein of 409 amino acids. Lineage: Eukaryota; Metazoa; Arthropoda; Insecta; Diptera; Culicidae. Gene Ontology annotation, biological process: pyrimidine nucleotide-sugar transmembrane transport. The record is from RefSeq and is a predicted model, not a curated record. Gene Ontology annotation, molecular function: UDP-galactose transmembrane transporter activity. The transcript has 4 exons. Gene Ontology annotation, cellular component: Golgi membrane.